This is a messenger RNA of Didymella exigua CBS 183.55, 2073 nucleotides long. Its product is annotated as N2,N2-dimethylguanosine tRNA methyltransferase. Lineage: Eukaryota; Fungi; Ascomycota; Dothideomycetes; Pleosporales; Didymellaceae. The record is from RefSeq and is a predicted model, not a curated record. Gene Ontology annotation, biological process: tRNA N2-guanine methylation. Gene Ontology annotation, cellular component: nucleus. The coding region runs from base 1 to 2073 and encodes 690 amino acids. The transcript has a single exon. Gene Ontology annotation, molecular function: RNA binding.
AUGGCUUCUUCCGACGCGACGAUGGCUAAGCCGCAGGCCAAGACACUUGACGCAAUACCGGCAGAAGGGCAGCACAUCAGCCAUGAGGGGAAAGAGUACACAACAAUCAAGGAGGGAUUGGCGCACAUCCUCGUGCCGCAGGACACACCUACAUCGACCGACCCGCGAAUGUCGAAGGAGGAUACGCAGAAGCAGCAGGUCUUCUAUAAUCCCAUCCAGCAGUUUAACCGUGAUCUGAGUGUGCUUGCGAUCAAGACGUUUGGGUUGGACUCGAUACAGCGAAAGCACGAGAAGCACGCAAAGUCGCUGAAGAAAGGCCCAAGGAAACAGAAAGGCCAGGCUAAGGGGACGGUAGAGGAGCAGACGCAGCAAGCGGAGCUAGCGGAGCCAGCGACUACGGAAGACGAGAACACACUGAAGCGCAAGCUCGCAGAAGUCGAGGCCGCUAAUACAGCACCUUCGCCUAAGAAGCAGAAGGUUGCAGACAAUGGCGAUGCUUCCAAAGAGGGAGAAGUGGCCCCUGCACCAGGUGCGCAGGCGGAGACGAGCAAGGAGCCGAAGCCUUGGAGAGCGCCGUUCACCAUCCUCGAUGCGCUCUCGGCGACCGGUCUGCGCGCUCUGCGAUAUGCUAAAGAGAUACCAUUUGCGACGUCGAUCACGUCCAACGACAUGUCGAAAGAUGCCGUGGAGUCGAUCAAGAUGAACAUCAAACACAACAAGCUCGAAGGAACCAUCAAACCCAACACGGGCAACGCCAUAGCCUAUAUGUACAGCUACUGCGACAAGAAGGGCUACGAUGUGAUCGAUUUGGACCCAUACGGCACAGCGGCACCAUUCAUCGAUUCCGCCAUACAGGCAAUCGAAGACGACGGUCUGCUCUGCGUAACUUGCACAGAUUCAGCUAUCUUUGCAUCACACGGCUACCUAGAGAAGACAUAUUCACAAUAUGGAGGAUUGCCGUUCAAGGGCGAGUCUUGUCAUGAAGGGGGUCUGCGCCUUGUCCUCCAUGCUAUUGCACAAUCGGCUGGACGUUACGGCAUGGCGAUCGAGCCUCUGCUUUCGCUCUCCAUCGACUACUAUCUCCGAGUCUUCGUACGAGUGAGAAAGGCGCCGAACGACGUGAAGCUUUUGGCAGGUAAGACCAUGAUCGUGUACUCCUGUGACAACGGCUGCGGCGCGUGGACAACACAGUUCCUUGCACGUAACAAGGCCACAAAGAACAAGAAGGGCGACCUGUUUUACAAGCAUGGUUUCGCCGCCGGCCCUACGGCAGACGAGCACUGCAGACACUGCGGGACGAAGACACACCUCGUUGGGCCCAUGUACGGCGGGCCUCUGCAUAACGUAGGAUUCGUUGAAAGAGUACUGGCUCAGUUGAGCGAAGUCGAUCGCAGGACAUACCCGACCAUGGACAGGAUAGAAGGCAUGCUGCGUACAGCACUGGAAGAGAUCACAUUUGGCGUAAAGCCAAAGGAUGAGAAGAGCAAACAGGUGCUCGACCCCCUCAUACCCAAGGCUGACCCUGCAGAGGUGGACCACCAUCCUUUCUUCUUCAUUCCCAGCUCCAUCUCGAGAGUUGUGCACUGCUCUGCGCCACCAACCGCAGCCUUGCGUGGCGCGCUUCGACACGCAGGUUUCGAAGUGACAAUGAGCCACUGCAAGCCCGGGUCGCUCAAGACAGACGCGUCGUGGACCGACAUCUGGCACAUCAUGACAGAGUGGAUUCGCCAGAAAGCGCCGCUCAAAAACCCCCUAAAGGAAAAUACUGCAGGCCGCGCAAUCAUGUCAAAGCCCACUACCAGCGCAGCAAAGACCAACGGCACAGCGGCCACCACAGCGACAGACUCCAUCGUGCCGAGCGGCGAGAGUGCGGAUGUGGAGAUGACCAACACAGAGGGAAAUGCAGAUGCAGCGGCAGCAGAACAAGAUACAACGUCGCGACCCUCAUACCUAGGCACGAACUUCGUAGUCAAAUUCGACGAGAAGCUAGGCAGAGACCACGACAGAGGCAAGUACGUGCGCUACCAGCUCGCGCCACGAGAGAACUGGGGCCCCAUGGCUCGCGCAAAGUAA